AUGCCAAUGAUGCCACGUUCUACCUUCGUAUCCCUGGUGCUGAUGCUCCUGGCCGUAGGUGGCACCGCUGAGAGCGGCACGUACGAUGCAGAGCCAGAGUGGCGAGAAUCCUUAUGGCAGGAUUUGCAGCUGCUGUUGUCCUUCAUCAUGGGCGUUCUGUUCAUGAGCUCAGCCGAGAAGAUCUUUGAUACCGGUGAUACAGCGACCAACGCCAGCAACUCGAGGAUGCCACGUUCUACCUUCGUAUCCCUGGUGCUGAUGCUCCUGGCCGUAGGUGGCACCGCUGAGAGCGGCACGUACGAUGCAGAGCCGGAGUGGCGAGAAUCCUUAUGGCAGGAUUUGCAGCUGCUGUUGUCCUUCAUCAUGGGCGUUCUGUUCAUGAGCUCAGCCGAGAAGAUCUUUGAUACCGGUGAUAGAGCGACCAACGCCAGCAACUCGAGGAUGCCACGUUCUACCUUCGUAUCCCUGGUGCUGAUGCUCCUGGCCGUAGGUGGCACCGCUGAGAGCGGCACGUACGAUGCAGAGCCGGAGUGGCGAGAAUCCUUAUGGCAGGAUUUGCAGCUGCUGUUGUCCUUCAUCAUGGGCGUUCUGUUCAUGAGCUCAGCCGAGAAGAUCUUUGAUACCGGUGAUAGAGCGACCAACGCCAGCAACUCGAGGCUCACCAAGCUGGAGUUGUACCCGCUGCUAGCAUGA
Molecule: messenger RNA, 693 nt
Organism: Effrenium voratum
Lineage: Eukaryota; Dinophyceae; Suessiales; Symbiodiniaceae
Source: the annotation of a GenBank genome assembly